AUACUACCAAUAUAAUAAGCAUUACGCCCUCUUAGCAGCGCAGUGAAUACACGUACCAACGUUACUUCACGCAAAAGUGAAACAUUCGACCACAGUAGAGUAAAGGUGCAUUACUAGAAACAGAUAGUGUUGGCACUGAAACAAAAUGAGUUCAAAAAUAUUUGUCGAUUGUCGAACAUUUGUAAUAACCAUUAUUACUAUUUUCUUUAUAUUUUAUCUUUACCUUUCGAAAUUUUCUUUCUUUAUAAUGACUCAACAAACAUUAAAUAAAACAUUCAUCAGUACUACGUCAUUCAGAUUGUUAGGGGUUUCAAUUACAGAAAAUAAUGACAUAGGAUAUUAUAGAGAAUCCCCCAGAAAUGUUUCCGGUAUGUUUAUUAAGGAGUAUAAACAACGGACCUAUAUACGUAACACAGCAUAUUUCUUGGGUAAAAGAAAUGUUUCCUUUUUUAACUGUUCAAGGCUGUUUGAAAGUAUAGUCACAUUGAAUGACACAUUAUACGACAAAUUUCGGAACGAAAGGAAAGUAUCUACCCCUCAAAACUAUAUUGAAAAUACUCGGAACUGUUCAUCUUUCAUCACUGACAGAGGCUAUAUAACACACCAUUUGACAGCAGAGGAACGGAACUUUCCAAUAGCAUUUAGUAUUCUUAUGUAUAAAGAUGUAGACCAAGUUGAAAGACUUUUACGUGCAAUUUAUAGACCACAAAAUAUUUACUGUAUUCACGUUGACUCUAAAACAGAUGACACGCUAUAUAGAGCAAUUAAAAACAUUAGCCAUUGUUUUGACAAUGUGUUUGUUUUAAACAAACGAGUUAAUGUUAAAUGGGGAGAAAUGUCCGUUUUAGAGCCGGAACUUUUGUGCAUGAAAGAAUUGUUGACCCGGAACAAACGUUGGAAAUAUUUCAUCAAUCUGACAGGGCAGGAAUUUCCAUUAAAAACUAAUUAUGAAUUAGUUAAAAUUCUACAAGCAUAUAAUGGUUCGAACGAUGUGGAAACAUCAGUAAGAGAUUUUACAGAUAGAUGUGUAAACAAAACAUCAGCACCUCAUGGAAUACGUGUUUCUAAAGGAGCCGUGCAUGUGGCCGUAAGUCGUGGUUUUGCCAAGUUCGCAAUAUAUGACCAGAGAGCACAUGACAUUUUGACAUGGAUGAACAAAUCAUGUUACAUACCGGAUGAAGCGUUUUUCACCACACUGAAUCAUAAUCCACAUCUAGGUGUACCAGGCGCUUACAAAGGUCAUCCUGAAACGACUGCAAUGGAAGACAGCAGAAAACCGUAUCUAGCACGUUUCAAAAAUAGAGAGCGGCCUAGUAUAUAUCAUUUCACUUGCCGUGGAAAAUGGGUAAGAGGCAUGUGUGUCUAUAGUUACAAAGAUCUGCCGUUUCUGAGGAGUCGCAGAGAACUGUUUGCAAAUAAAUUCCAUUUACACACAUUUCCUGUUGCAUAUGAGUGUAUGGAGGAACUAAUAUUUAAUCGAACACGUGACGAAUUUCAAGGAAAAAGAAAGUUUAAUGCAAGUUGGUAUUCUUCUUUUGAUUUUGUUACAAAUAAAGUUGAAUAAAACUCU
Messenger RNA from Ruditapes philippinarum (Manila clam), 1570 nucleotides. Its product is annotated as N-acetyllactosaminide beta-1,6-N-acetylglucosaminyl-transferase-like. Gene Ontology annotation, molecular function: acetylglucosaminyltransferase activity. Lineage: Eukaryota; Metazoa; Mollusca; Bivalvia; Venerida; Veneridae. Bases 146 to 1564 code for a protein of 472 amino acids. The transcript has 3 exons. The record is from RefSeq and is a predicted model, not a curated record. Gene Ontology annotation, cellular component: membrane.